This is a messenger RNA of Gloeophyllum trabeum ATCC 11539, 762 nucleotides long. RefSeq lists its product as uncharacterized. The record is from RefSeq and is a predicted model, not a curated record. The transcript has 3 exons. NCBI's taxonomy places the organism in Eukaryota, Fungi, Basidiomycota, Agaricomycetes, Gloeophyllales, Gloeophyllaceae. The coding region runs from base 1 to 762 and encodes 253 amino acids.
AUGCCGCUCGGGCCUUACAAUCGGAUGACGCCGGGACGAGCAAGGAAUGCUGCUGCCCUCGACUGUGAAACAACGUCUCCUCUGUCGUACCGGGCAAAGACUACCAGGUUGAAGAAACCACCGGUAAUCCCUCUGGAAAAUCGGCCUCUCGCUGAGAAUCCAGUAUACGAACCGGUCGUGGUUGAGCUUCCAAGGAUCCUACAGUCUGACCAUCCCGAGCAACGUUCAAGUCUCGACAGGCCAUCCCGGAUAGAACCUCGUCAAGCGUCUCUGGUCUGGAAGUCGAUACGCGGCUUCGGCUCUGGGAACGUGUCGUGGCCAUCCUCUUUUGGGUCAGUUGUUUCUGGCUACUGCGCGCUUUGGCUGGCUUUGGCGCUCAAGAGGCCGGCGUCCACUGGCAAGAACACAGGCCAUAGGCAUGUAAUAUUGGACUGGCAAGGCGACUAUAAUGUACUCCUGGAUCAUUCGGCGCGCCCUCAGUCCACGACCUUCUAUCCAGAACCAGCAUACCACUUGCCAGUUCCUACUCCGAGGGCUACAGCCGUUCCUGAGAAGGAGGUACCAUCUGAAGUGCGACCUUUCUAUGACCCGCGCUAUGAUCCAUUCGACCUGCGACCCCACUUCUUCGAGCCUGAAGAGUACUUUCACGAAGGUCGGCCUUACGCUUUGAAGAUACAUCUUAAGCCCACUCAAGAUUCAACUGCACUGAACGGUGCACGGCCGUCCAAGUCUAAAUGUCGAGGGGCUCGGACGCGGUGUUAA